This is a messenger RNA of Aspergillus novofumigatus IBT 16806, 1438 nucleotides long. RefSeq names its product putative exo-polygalacturonase. Gene Ontology annotation, molecular function: polygalacturonase activity. The record is from RefSeq and is a predicted model, not a curated record. NCBI's taxonomy places the organism in Eukaryota, Fungi, Ascomycota, Eurotiomycetes, Eurotiales, Aspergillaceae. Gene Ontology annotation, biological process: carbohydrate metabolic process. Bases 83 to 1438 code for a protein of 451 amino acids. The transcript has 4 exons.
GAGCGAUCUGCAGCUGUUAUAUCAGAUGAGGGUCAUGCAUUGCAUGCUCAUCGGUCAUGUCAACCCAUUGUAGUUAAUCACGAUGUAUCUUGCCAAUAUUCUGCCCUGGGUCCUUCUGCCGUUAGCGGCCAUUGCAGACGGCACUACCGGACAGUCUCAUCGCCGAACAUGUAUUGUCAAGGCAGAAGGUUCUGAAUCCAUCGAUGAUACCCCUGCUAUCCUCGAAGCCUUCCAUACAUGUGGGAAAGGGGGCAGGAUCGUCUUUCAGAAUACCACAUACCAUGUAAACAGUGUGAUGAACACAAGCGGACUGCACAAUUGCGACAUUGACCUUUAUGGCACACUUUUGUGGGGAACGAACAUCUCGUACUGGCUCUCACACUCAUUGGACGUGGGCUAUCAGAACCAGUCCACCGCAUGGGUUAUUGGAGGGAAGAACAUCCGGUUCAACGGCCACGGAUACGGCACAUUGAACGGCAACGGACAGGUGUGGUAUGACUAUGUCAAGAGUGUGUCGAACUAUCCUCGCAGGCCACACGCCCUGACCGUCGCGCGGGCAUCGAACUCGGUCUUUCAGGGGCUAAGGUUCCUGCAAAGUCAGAUGUGGACCUUAUCUGUGAUUCACUCGAAUCAUAUCCUCUUCGACUCGGUCUAUGUGAACAGCACUACCACCAACGGCAAUUCGGCUCCUAACUGGAAAGACAAUACCGACGGAGCCGACACCAUCUACAGUUCGCACAUCACCUUUAACAACUGGACGGUCGUCAACGGCGACGACAGCAUCAGCACCAAGGCCAACUCCACCGACAUUCUCAUCACCAACUCGGUCUUCUACCGGGGCCUUGGCAUCGCCAUAGGCAGUAUUGGCCAGUACAAGGACGUCUUCGAGACCAUUGAGCGCGUCCGAGCGGAAAACAUCACGUAUUACGGCACGCUGCACAGCCUGUACUUCAAGACCUGGACGGGCGAGCAGGUCAAUUACCCGCCUAAUGGUGGAGGCGGCGGCCUUGGCUGUAAUCACCCUUCCCCUUCCCCUUUUCUUGAAUGUUCGGGCCUGUUACUGACCAACGCCGUUACAAUAGAUGCCUCAGAUAUAUCCGCCUCGAACCUCCAUGCCUACAAUCUGCGCGGCGCCCCCUUUACCAUCUCUCAGUGCACGACCUUUGCAAGGGCGCCGAGCAAUUGCACCUCGUCCAAGUUCCAGAUCCGGGAUUUGCGCAUUGAGGAUGUCACGGGGUCGUCCGCGACGGACGUGGUGGCCAGCUUCCAGUGUAGUGCCGUCAAGCCGUGCACGGAUAUCCAGAUUCAGAAUGUGAACUUGCAGCUGUCGAAUGGGACGAUGGCGGAUGAGUAUCUGUGUGGUAAUGUCCAGGGAACUCGGGGGUUUAAUUGCACGGGGAAGGCGUGUGAGAAACCGAGUGCUACGGGAGGGUGUUAA